AUAUUAUAUCAAAGUCCUACAUAGCAACAAUAUUACAAUAAUAUCUUUUGUGAGAAAUAUUCCAAAUGGCAGUGAAAGUUGAGAUUGUAUCUAAAGACACAAUAAAGCCAUCUUCUCCAACCCCUAAUCAUCUUCAACACUUCAAACUCUCCCUCCUCGAUCAAUUGGCUCCUCCAUUUUACGUCCCCAUUCUCCUCUUCUACUCUUUCUCUGAUGAUGACUUCAAAACAAUAUCUCACAAGCUGAAGGCUUCUUUAUCACAAGUCCUCACUCUCUACCACCCCUUUUGCGGAACACUGAGAGGCAAUUCAGCCGUUGAGUGCAACGACGAGGGCAUUCUUUACACCGAGUCUAGAGUCUCCGUUGAGCUCUCAAACGUUGUGAAGAACCCUCAUCUUCACGAGAUCAACGAACUUUUCCCGUUUGAUCCCUACAACCCUGCAAGGGAAACACUGGAAGGGAGGAACAUGAUGGCUGUUCAGCUGAACCAGUUCAAGUGUGGGGGUGUAGCACUUGGCGUGUGCUUCUCACACAAGAUCGCUGAUGCUUCAACUGCAGCUUCAUUCCUCAGCGCCUGGGCAGCAACAUCAAGGAAGGAAGACAACAACAAAGUAGUACCACCUCAAAUGGAAGAAGGGGCGCUGCUAUUCCCGCCAAGGAACAUAGAAAUGGACAUGACACGCGGCAUGGUCGGCGACAAAGACAUUGUGACAAAGAGGUUCGUGUUCAACGAUUCCAACAUAUCUAAACUUCGGCAAAAAAUGGGGUGCUUCAAUUUCAAUCCCACGCGUGUGGAAGCCGUGACAGCACUCAUAUGGAAAUCAUCGUUGGAAGCAGCAAAAGAAAGAUCAGCAGAAGGAAGAUUUCCCGCAUCCAUGAUAUCACACGCAGUGAACAUUCGCCACAGAAUAAUGGCCUCAUCAAAGCAUCAUUCAAUUGGAAAUCUAUGGCAACAAGCAGUCUCUCAGUUGGUGGAAGUGGAAGAAGAAAUGGGGUUGUGUGAUUUGGCGGAGAGAGUGAGAAAAACAACAAGAGAAGUUGAUGGAAACUAUGUGGCUAAACUUCAGGGUCUUGAGUUUUAUAAGGUGAUUGAGUCUUUGAAGGAGGCAAGGAUAAUGGCCUCAGAAAAGGGUGUUCCAUGUUAUAGCUUUAGCAGUUGGGUGAGAUUUGGUUUCUAUGAAGUGGAUUUUGGAUGGGGAAAGCCAACUUACGUGCGAACUAUUGGAGUACCAAUAAAAAAUGUGGUGAUUUUGAUGGGUACAAAGGAUGGGGAUGGCCUAGAGGCUUGGGUAACCUUGACUACAAGUAACAUGGUGCAAUUUGAGCAAAAUCCAGAACUUCUCGAGUUUGCUUCAUUUGAUUCUUAAAUAUGUUUAAAAUAGAUUCUAAAAAAUUUACAACAACUCAUACAUUCUGUUAAACUAAGUUAGACUUCCUUUGUUUAAGUAGGUUUGUUUGUUUGUUCACAUUAAUUUACAUAUAUAGCACAUCUUCAUAUUAUGAUAACUCAUUGCUUAGGUCUUAGGUCCUUAGGAAAUACAGAAUUAUUAGAGUGCAGCUGCAUAUUUAGGUUAUCCUUAAUUGUUUCUAGUUGCUGAGGUUUCAUGUGUUUUCUACUUGUUAUAUUAAACUUUACAAGGUUGAAUAAAGUUGAGGUGA
Glycine soja is the source of this 1659-nucleotide messenger RNA. RefSeq names its product vinorine synthase-like. The transcript is spliced from 2 exons. Bases 66 to 1367 code for a protein of 433 amino acids. The record is from RefSeq and is a predicted model, not a curated record. Lineage: Eukaryota; Viridiplantae; Streptophyta; Magnoliopsida; Fabales; Fabaceae.